UCGAGCGCGCGGCUCUUGUGAUGCACUGUAGCGGAGACCGACUGGAGAGCGACAGAGGAAAGAACAGCCCAAUAGCCCUGAUUUAACGUCUGGUACUGUGUCAGAAGUCUCGCUUUAAUCGGCACCGUGUUUAUUCAUUCUACUCGUUUUUUUUUUUUUUUUACGAACCUGGAUUUAAACAUUACCGGAGUUUAAAUGUCGGAUUAUUAUGCAUUGGAUAUUAUCCCAUAACUAAGUGAUGGAACUGAGGAGAUCCAGAGGCUCCCCUGUGAACUACAAAUUCAAGCAGGCAACAUGAAGAAGGACGUCCCGAUCACCCUGACAACCAGAAGAGCAAGUCCAAUCGGACCUUACGCCAUGAUUACCCAUAGCAAUCUCUUUGGACUUUAAAGGAUUACAAUGGUCAAACUUUCCUUUGCAACAGAAGGAGAAACUAGUUUAGACUCUUCUCCCCUUUUCCUCUCUCUCCCUCCUCCUUUCUUUAACUAGGAGGAAAGGCAUCUGCAAUUCUACCUACUGUCCAUAGCUUGUCAGCGAUUGGAUAGUUUACUCAUGUGCAUGGCCUACGACUGUUACUUAGCCUACCUACGACUGUUAUCCCAACUACCACCCAACUCCCUGCUGAUUUUGUAUUAAAUCUCUCAGCAGUGUCAAACAUAUCUGAGUACACUUUUGGAUACAACUGUGGAUACUCCCUCUAGAAUUGGAUACUUACUCUAAGACUUUUAAAUCAAAUCCAAUGCUAUCUAAGCUUUCAGGAAUAUAAACUCAUUCGUCCUCUUCCUCCUCCUUGUUGACCAUGGAUGUGCUGGGCUUGUCUGCGAGGCUGCAGCUGCUGCUCUCGGCCUUCCUGGGUGUGUGUCUGAGCCUGGAGUUCACAGGGGCCCCCGGCCAGUGGGCCCGCUACCUCCGCUGGGACGCCAGUACGCGUAGCGACCUCAGCUUCCAGUUCAAGACAGACGUGUCCACGGCACUGCUGCUCUACUUCGACGACAGUGGCUACUGCGACUUCCUGCAGCUGAUGGUCGUGGAGGGCAAGUUGCAGCUGCGCUUCAGCAUCGACUGCGCCGAGACUGCCGUGGUGUCCGACAAGCGGGUCAACGACAGCAGCUGGCACUUUGCCACACUGAGCCGCUACGGCCUGCGGACGGUGCUGGGGCUGGACGGCCAGGUCAAGGCGGACGAGGUGCGGCCCACCGGAGGUAGCCGCCAGCACAUGAAAAUUGUUAGCGAUCUGUUCCUGGGUGGCGUGCCGCUGGACAUCCGUACGUCAGCGCUCACGCUACCCACGGCACGUGAUGCCCCACCCUUCAGAGGAACAAUCUCAGAUCUGAAGUACGGGAACACGGAACCGGUUCUCCUCAGCAGCUUGAGGGUUCGUCUGGAGUCGGAGGGGCGCUGUACCGAGAACCCGUGCGAGAACAGUGGGAGCUGCACCGUGGUGGAUGGGGAACCCAUGUGCGACUGCUCCAAAACAGAAUACAAGGGCCGCUUCUGCAAUGAAGAGGUCAACAAUAAUAUUCCAGGAUUUUCACAUAUGAUGAUGGCGGAGCAAGCACGGGAGGAGAACGUGGCCACGUUCCGCGGCUCCGAGUACUUCUGCUAUGACCUGUCCCAGAACCCCAUCCAGAGCAGCAGCGACGAGAUCACGCUCUCCUUCAAGACGUGGCAGCGCAACGGCCUGAUCCUCCACACGGGGAAGUCGGCCGACUACGUCAACCUGGCCCUGAAGGACGGGGCGGUGAGCCUGGUCAUCAACCUGGGGUCAGGGGCCUUCGAGGCCAUCGUGGAGCCCGUCAACGGGAAGUUCAACGACAACACCUGGCACGACGUCAAGGUCACGCGCAACCUGAGACAGGUGACGAUAUCAGUUGACGGUAUCCUGACGACCACGGGGUAUACCCAGGAGGACUACACCAUGCUGGGCUCAGAUGACUUCUUCUACGUGGGUGGAAGCCCCAGCACCGCCGACCUGCCUGGGUCUCCUGUCAGCAACAACUUCAUGGGCUGCCUCAAAGAGGUGGUCUAUAAGAAUAACGAUAUCCGUCUGGAGCUCUCCCGUCUGGCCCGCAUCGUAGACCCUAAGAUGAAGAUCCAGGGGGACGUGGUCUUCAAGUGUGAGAACGUAGCCACCCUGGACCCUAUCUCCUUCGAGACCCCCGAGGCCUACAUCAGCCUGCCCAAGUGGAACACCAAGAGAAUGGGCUCCAUCUCCUUUGACUUCAGGACCUCGGAACCCAACGGACUCAUCCUGUUCACCCACGGCAAGCCCCAGGAACGCAAGGAGGCCCAACGCAGCCAGAAGAACACCAAGGUCGACUUCUUUGCGGUGGAGCUCCUGGAUGGCAGUCUAUACCUACUGUUAGACAUGGGCUCUGGGACCAUCAAGGUCAAAGCCACCCAGAACAAGGUCAACGACGGGGCCUGGUACCACGUGGACAUACAGAGGGAUGGGCGUUCAGGCACCAUCUCAGUCAACAGCCGGCGCACCCCGUUCACAGCCAGCGGUGAGAGUGAGAUCCUUGACCUGGAAGGAGACAUGUACCUGGGGGGUCUACCCUCGGACCGUGCCAACCUCAUUCUGCCCACCGAGCUGUGGACCGCCAUGCUCAACUAUGGCUACGUGGGCUGCGUGCGCGACCUGUUCAUCGACGGGCGCAGUAAGGACAUCCGACAGAUCGCUGAGGCUCAGAACGGGGCAGGCAUCAAGCCGUCGUGCAACAAGGUGGUGGGGAAACAGUGCGAGAGCUACCCGUGUAAGAACAGAGGCGUCUGUAAGGAGGGAUGGAACCGGUUUAUAUGUGAUUGUACCGGCACGGGGUACUGGUCACGCACCUGCGAGAGAGAGGCAUCCAUCUUGAGUUAUGACGGCAGUAUGUACAUGAAGGUGGUGAUGCCCCAGGUGAUGCACACAGAGGCUGAGGACGUGUCUCUACGUUUCAUGUCCCAGCGGGCCUACGGCCUGCUCAUGGCCACCACCUCACGGGACUCGGCCGACACGCUGCGUCUAGAGCUGGACGGGGGCCGGGUCAAGCUCACGGUCAACCUAGACUGUAUCAGGAUAAACUGUACUUCCAGCAAGGGACCCGAGACCCUGUAUGCUGGGCAAAAACUCAAUGAUAAUGAGUGGCAUACGGUGCGCGUGGUCCGCCGGGGAAAAACCUACAAGCUCACGGUGGACGAUGACGUAGCAGAAGGCCAGAUGGCGGGUGACCACACCCGUCUUGAGUUCCACAACAUCGAGACGGGCAUCAUGACGGAGAGACGCUUCGUCUCGGCCAUCCCCUCUAGCUUCAUCGGACACCUGCAGAGCCUCAGGUUCAACGGGAUGCUGUACAUUGAUCUCUGUAAGAACGGAGACAUCGACUUCUGCGAGCUAAACGCCCGGUUUGGCAUGCGCUCCAUCAUCGCUGACCCUGUGACCUUCAAGUCCAAGAGCAGCUACCUGAGCCUGGCCACCCUGCAGGCCUACACCUCUAUGCACCUGUUCUUCCAGUUCAAAACCACCUCCCCGGACGGCUUCAUAAUGUUCAACAGUGGAGACGGAAACGACUUCAUCGCUGUGGAGCUAGUCAAAGGGUACAUCCACUACGUGUUUGACCUUGGCAAUGGGCCUAACGUCAUCAAGGGUAACAGCGACCGGGCUCUCCAUGACAACCAGUGGCACAACGUGGUCAUCACCCGUGACAACAGCAACAUCCACACGCUGAAGGUGGACGCCAAGGCAACCAGCCAGGUGGUCAAUGGAGCCAAAAACCUUGACCUGAAAGGUGAUCUGUUUAUUGCUGGACUGGGCCCUGGUAUGUACGGUAGCCUGCCCAAGCUGGUGGCGUCCCGGGAUGGCUUCCAAGGCUGCCUGGCCUCUGUGGACCUCAACGGCCGCCUUCCUGACCUCCUCCAGGACGCCCUGUUCCGCAGCGGGCAGAUCGAGCGAGGAUGCGAAGGUACACCCUCCCUCAAAACCAUGUCCGACUCGGACUUCAGCUCAAACUCAAACUACAACCCAAACUACAACCCCAGAAACAACAAAAGUGUCAACGACAGCUCAGGGAGCCCAUUCUUCCUCCUUAACUCCAACAGUAGCUCCACCUCCCUUGUACCUUACGCUCCCUCGUCCAUCCUACUAACCCUGCUGGUCACCUCACUCACCACCCAGACAGCCCUCAGUUAGAGCAGGGCUGGACAUUUACAACCACCACCAACUGCCAUUGUUACAGUAGGUACAGUAGAUGUUGACCCCAACCAAUGGUGAAGGGUCCGCAUUAAUUAAUCCUAAUGUAUAUGGUCAGGGUUUGAAGUUAGGAAAUUAUAGAUAUGUGGUGAUGGGUAACUUCAACCUCGAGGACCAGACCUAGCUCAUAUCGGCCACAUUGGUCGCACAAUGAUGAUGUCACAUCAUCACAGCUCAAAGCAGCAUUACAGUAACAUUAGUACACAUUAGCACAAGCACAACCAAGCGCUCCAUUGUUGACUUUGUUGUUUUGAGAUGUUUCCCUUUUUUUAUCAGUGUUUUAGGAGCUCGUCAUGAUUGAUAACAGUCAUGUUUCAGAAAGAGAAAAAAACAAAACAUAAAGAAAACAUUUGUGUAGAAGUGUGUUUCUGUACAUACAGGACAGGGAGCUACCGGUAUGUUGAUUAUGUCCGUUUUGUAUACAAAACUUUUGAUUGUGUGGGCAUGUAAGUGUUAUGUGAUCAAUUGCUAUUUUGUGCUGUACAAUAAGUCCUUAUCAUACAUAGCUACGAUUGGCUAUUUGUUGAUUUAACGCACUAUACUGUACAACCCAAAUUUACAUACAGUUUGCACUGAUAUUCAGAUUAGAAAUGUAAUCGGCUCUUCUUGCCCAAGCAACAAUGCAACUAUAGAGAAUAGUAUGAAUAAGAAUUGUAAUAUCUCUAUGGAGCCAUAUGGAAAACCCCAGAUACGAUACAACAGCUUGUAUGCAAUGUGCGCACAAAACUAGAAUGCCAAAAGUUUCAGUUUGUUUAGCGUUUAUUUGAAAUAUUCCAUGCAUAUCAACGAGCCGACGGCGGCCUAUUGAAACAUUUUUGCACUAGCAUCACAUUUCAUUCAGAUUAAGAAUCGUCGCUGCAAAUACUCUAUGCUCUUUUGACUACUCUUCAAAUAUCAUUUUUGGUUUAUAGUUUAUAGUUUUUGGUCAGUGGGCAAGUUUCCCGAGUCUUAAGAGUUUUGCACCAUGAAUCCCUUUGUUUUCUGAACAUUUAUUUCCCUUUUUCUUUUGUGUGAGUGUUUUCUCAUCUUGUUAUUAUUAUUUUUUUUUUCAAUCUAUCUGUUGUGCAUUUGUUCUUCUUGUUUCUUUUGUUGUUCUUUUGAAAAGACCGUAUCAGAGAGCCACAUAAUGGUGCAGUAUAUACAACUAAUAUACCUUUAACAUUAUGACUAUUGUACAGGAUAUCUAUAACUCCAUCUUUAUAUCCCCAUAAGUCUUCCUCUCAUUACAAGUCUGAAUGUUACUUUGGGAGAUACAGUAUACACCGUGAUGUGUGUGUUGAAAUAUCUGUUUAUUUAUUUUUCACAAUAAAAGCUCAUAAAUCAUA
Oncorhynchus nerka (sockeye salmon) is the source of this 5556-nucleotide messenger RNA. RefSeq names its product neurexin 3a (gene nrxn3a). The record is from RefSeq and is a predicted model, not a curated record. The transcript has 16 exons. Lineage: Eukaryota; Metazoa; Chordata; Actinopteri; Salmoniformes; Salmonidae. The coding region runs from base 800 to 4171 and encodes 1123 amino acids.